Molecule: messenger RNA, 186 nt
Organism: Protopolystoma xenopodis
Lineage: Eukaryota; Metazoa; Platyhelminthes; Monogenea; Polystomatidea; Polystomatidae
Source: the annotation of a GenBank genome assembly
GGCGAAGUAGACAUGUUGGAUGACGGCCAAGGCAUGUGCCUGAAUGAGGCAACAGGAUUUUUGUUGCGGAUCACUUAUUUGGCUGACUUUGUCGUUUUCGGCACGGGCAUCAAUUUGUCUACGCUGGAGAAGGACAAGAACAUGGCGACUGGUGGAAUUCUCCGACAAUGCCUUCGACUCGGUUAG